GACAGAAAAGCCCUAUAAGUGCCCAAGACCCAGCCUCCGCAGAGGGCCAGAGAAAGAGAGAGGGGGCUAGGAAAAGCCACCCCGGUGGCCCAGACCCCAGGCCAGGGUUCAGAAGGCUGAGCGGCAUGUGGGAACUCCGAUCCAUAGCCUUCUCCCGGGCCGUGUUGGCUGAAUUCCUGGCCACUCUCCUUUUCGUUUUCUUUGGUCUUGGCUCAGCCCUCCAGUGGGCCAGCUCCCCACCCUCUGUGCUCCAGAUCGCCGUGGCCUUUGGCCUGGGCAUUGGCACCCUGGUUCAGGCUCUGGGCCAUGUCAGCGGGGCCCACAUCAACCCUGCUGUGACUGUGGCCUGCUUAGUGGGCUGUCAUGUCUCCUUCCUCCGGGCUGCCUUCUAUGUGGCUGCGCAGCUGCUGGGGGCUGUGGCCGGGGCAGCCAUACUCCAUGAGAUUACUCCAAUAGAAAUCCGCGGGGACCUGGCUGUCAAUGCCCUCCACAACAACGCAACAGCGGGCCAGGCUGUGACUGUGGAGCUCUUCCUGACCCUGCAGCUGGUGCUCUGCAUCUUUGCCUCCACUGAUGAACGCCGCAGUGACAACCUGGGCAGCCCUGCUCUCUCCAUCGGUUUCUCUGUUACCCUAGGCCACCUCCUUGGGAUCUACUUCACCGGCUGCUCCAUGAAUCCCGCACGUUCCCUGGCUCCAGCAGUCAUCACUGGCAAGUUUGAUGACCAUUGGGUCUUCUGGAUCGGACCCCUGGUGGGCGCUAUCAUCGGCUCCCUCCUCUACAACUACCUGCUGUUCCCUUCAGCAAAGAGCCUGCAGGAGCGUCUGGCGGUGCUCAAGGGCCUGGAGCCCGACACCGACUGGGAGGAGCGCGAGGUCCGGCGGCGGCAGUCGGUGGAGCUCCACUCCCCGCAGAGCCUGCCGCGCGGGAGCAAGGCCUGAGAGCCCCGCACCGCCCCGCCCCGCCCCUCAGCUCUCCACCACAGCGCAGCCCGCCGACGGCUCGCCCUCUCCCUCCCCUUGGCCCGUUGUCCGCCCCCAGCGCAGAGUGGCUGCUCCAGCGCCCGCGAGCUCCGUGAACCUCAAGAAGGGCCUCGCCCGGGAGCCUGGCAGCACCCCAGGCCACAGCAACCAUCCGGUUCGCCCUUUGCGGGGAACCAGGAACUUGGGGACCAAGCCGGUGGAGAGGGAAAGCAGGCCGGCGGCGGGAGGAUGGAGAGCUCUGGAGAGCCCGCACCUGGUGCAGGGGGUGACGCAUAGAGACCACCUUGGGGAUGGGGUGGGUCUGUGGUUGGUAUCUGGUUUUGUUUGGGUGUAAAUCGUCCAUUUCUGCAUGCUUCUCUCCUCACGUGCAGGGUCUGCGUGUGCCUGAGUGUGACCCUGAAUGUCCAUGAUGAUACAGGGCCCAGGGACGCCUCCUCCUACACCUGCAAUAAAUCUACUUCCUCUGCU
Messenger RNA from Mesocricetus auratus (golden hamster), 1451 nucleotides. RefSeq names its product aquaporin 2 (gene Aqp2). The coding region runs from base 126 to 941 and encodes 271 amino acids. NCBI's taxonomy places the organism in Eukaryota, Metazoa, Chordata, Mammalia, Rodentia, Cricetidae. Gene Ontology annotation, molecular function: water channel activity. Gene Ontology annotation, cellular component: plasma membrane; apical plasma membrane. Gene Ontology annotation, biological process: transmembrane transport. The record is from RefSeq and is a predicted model, not a curated record. The transcript has 4 exons.